CUUACUGGUGACUCGUCACGUUCGUGCGCGAUUUCUAGAGUUUGGUUUCGUAACUAAUUGAUUUAAACAGGUUCAUCGCCAGUAUAUUCAAAUUUUCUUUCCCGCCCGCUGAACAGGACCAUAAGUAUGUCGUCGACGAGGACACACCAGUCUGGCAACUCGUCAUCUGCAACACCGCCUGUGAUUCCUCCUCUUGAUCUACGCCCAGCAUUUCCAGGACCCCUCCCCUCAGACACACUUUUGUCCCGGGAUAUCGUUGAUGAAGGGCUGGGUACCCCCGAUGAUGCUUCGACAAAACGCGAGAGCUUCGUCACAGCUCGGUCAGCUGCUGCAGUGCGGGAGAGCAGAUACUCUGCUAUGGUUUUAGAACCGGAUCAUGAACCUCUAGGUGAUCAAGAGCUCCCAUCAAGCCGAACUGCGGAGUCCUCUAAGAGUUCCCCCGAGUAUCAACAGGGAAUCCCUCAGCUGCCUCCAGCAACGCACACACCCUCUCCAGCAACACACACACCCUUACUUCCCCGUCCUUCAUCGCGAACCUCAACAUAUCCACCCUCAUACUCACUACCACAGCCCAAUGUAGAUCACCGGACUAAUCACGGUAGGAUCGAUACUCCAAGCCAGCGUGAUUCUGUCCGAUCGAUGUCAUCUUCGUUCAUCGACCGUCGCUUUGCAGAGUCAGAGCUAUAUUUUGGCUCGCACACGGAAUGCUCUAGCGCGCGCCAGGCCAACGAGAAAUGGGGCAAGCACACUGAGAAAUCCGACACCGCUCGGACGCUGUUCUGGCUUGGGUUUAUCGCGCCAUGGUGUUGGCUGAUCGGUGGAUGGCUGGUGAAGGCCAAGAGUAAUAAUAACUAUGGCCGGAGCGGGAGCAUGAUGCCCUUGUGGACGGGUAAGAACGCACAGACCGUUGAUUCAUUUAGGAUGCAGCCGUUGCACCAUGGCUAUCCCUUCGUGGCACCUUCGGUGCAGAGCUUAAUGCCGCCAUCGUAUUCGCGAGGGAUUCAUUCAACACAUCCUCGUGGCCCUUUUUUGAUAGCGAGGAGUCCGUGGAUUAGGAGGUGUAGGGUGGCUGCUGCUGUGAGUGGGAUUGUUAUCAUGCUGCUCUUCAUUGCUGCCCUGGUGGUAGUUGGGAGGAGCAGUUGAGUCGAAUUUUGGACAACUAAUUAUGGAGGGUCCGUAUCUGGGUAUUUUAUUCUAAAAUUAAAAUGAGCAAAGCGAUCUUUACCGUAUAGUAAGUACUACACGAUCAUUUCUCCAUUGCAAUUUCCAUCACUUUCCGAGGAUCAGAAUCGUAGAUCUGGUUCGGACGCUUUACGAACUGAGGGUAGAAAUCCGAGUACUUAGAAACGUGUGGCAGCAUGUUGUGGAAAAUGCUGAGCAUGACGAUAAUGCAGUCCUUGAGUCAACAAGCUUCAUGACGUCAAGGCCAGCCGCCAAGCCCGAAGUCCUGCGGUGUGGAGCUGUAUUUGAACUUAUGUAAGCAUCACACCUGCCAAUUGUCCUCGCUUAAGCCUCGUGGAAUGCAGACAACGAA
This is a messenger RNA of Suillus subaureus, 1534 nucleotides long. RefSeq lists its product as uncharacterized. The coding region runs from base 127 to 1143 and encodes 338 amino acids. The record is from RefSeq and is a predicted model, not a curated record. The transcript has 2 exons. Lineage: Eukaryota; Fungi; Basidiomycota; Agaricomycetes; Boletales; Suillaceae.